GUUAUGAUGGUUGGUGAAGUUAGAAGAGAGCUGCCUGCAUCUUUGUUCUAAGGCAUCACUUCAGGACAGACUCAUAUCCACAUUUGUCAACUGCUGCGUCUGCUCAAAGUCGACCAUCAAUGAACUAACCCAUUUGGAUCGGAUCGAUUCUGUGAUGUUCUAUGAUGUAGCUACAUUAGGGAAAACUUUUUCUAGUUCUAAUCGUUCUAGUUUAGAUGUUACUGCAGGUAUCGCAGAACACCGUCAUAUAGUCGACACGGUGUGUUUUGAUGACAAGGCAGCAAGCUGUCAAGUUGUCAGAAUUUCUAGCAGCCCGCAAAUUGAAUAGCAGUAUAAGAAAAUGGUUUAUUGUGUGGUAAAUGGAUGAAGCUAACUACAAUAAUGGAAAGUCCACAAAAUACGUUCUAGACGUCUGCGUCAGCAGUCAUCUGAGAGGAAAUUGUUUCCGGAAAACGAGGUUUUCUGUUAAUCUCGACAGAAAUGAACGUGUUUUGUGUCGCCUUUUUUAUUUCUGCUCAACUGCAAGUUUUGGCAUUUGGUUUUAAACGCAAUGCUACGUUCAGACCCAACGUUGUGAUGGUGAUGUCCGAUGCGUUUGACGGGAGGCUGACAUUUGACCCCGGGAGUAGGUUGGUGCAGCUCCCUUUUACAAAGUACCUGAGAGAACAAGGGGCUGUGUUCCUCAACUCCUACACCAACUCUCCCAUCUGCUGUCCAUCAAGAGCAGCUAUGUGGAGUGGUCGUUUUGUCCAUCUAACUGAGUCCUGGAACAAUCACAAGUGUCUGGAUGGGAAUGCCACCACAUGGAUGGAUGAUCUGCGGAAAAACGGUUAUCACACCAGGAGUUUGGGAAAACUGGACUUUACUUCAGGCGGCCAUUCCGUGAGCAACCGCGUGGAGGCCUGGACGCGAGAUGUGCGUUUCCUGUUGCAACAGGAAGGCCGGCCCGUGACGGACCUCAGGGGAGACGAAACCACGGUGAGGGUCAUGACCAAAGACUGGAAAACCACGGACAUCGCCGUUGAGUGGAUCCGCAAGACCGCGGCGUCCCUCUCUCAGCCGUUCGCCCUCUACCUGGGCUUAAAUCUGCCUCACCCCUACCACACAGACUCCCUGGGACCCACUGCUGGGGGGUCCACUUUCCGCACCUCCCCCUACUGGCUGAAAAAGGUGUCCUAUCAGAACAUCACUGUGCCAAAAUGGCUGCCAUUUUCCGAGAUGCACCCUGUUGACUACUACUCAACCUACACCAAGAACUGCAGUGGCAACUUCACCGAGCAGGAAGUCCGGGACAUCCGCGCCUUCUACUAUGCCAUGUGCGCUGAGGCCGACGCCAUGCUGGGUGAGGUGGUGAGGGCCCUGCAGGUCUCGGGCCUGCUCUCCAGCACGGUCCUGCUCUUCACCUCGGACCACGGGGACCUGGCCAUGGAGCACCGCCAGUUCUACAAGAUGUCCAUGUUCGAGGGCAGCUCCCACGUGCCCCUGCUCUUGGCCGGCCCCGGGGUGAAGAGGGGGCUCCAGCUACCCCAGCCUGUCUCUCUGGUGGACAUCUACCCCACACUAUUGGAUCUGGCGGGGAUCCCCGCCCCGGCUGGGCUCAGCGGGAACUCUCUCCUCCCCCUGCUGUCCCCCGCCGCCGUCCCGCCGGCAGAGCCCCGCCCCGAUUGGGCAUUCAGCGAGUACCAUGGCUGCAACGCCAACGCCUCCACGUACAUGCUGCGGCAGGGCCGCUGGAAGUACAUCGCCUACGGCGACGGGCUGAGCGUCCCGGCCCAGCUGUUCGACCUCUCCAGCGAUGCGGAGGAGCUUCACAACAUGGCCGCCCGGUUCCCUGUGGUCUGCCAGCGCCUGGACAGCCUUCUGCGGCGCGUGGUCGACUACCCCGCCGUCUCCAGGAAGGUGCAGCGCUACAGCAGGACGGAGUUCAGCCGCUGGAGGCUCGGCCUGGGGAAGCAGUACACAGACGUCAUCGGCAGCCUCCGCUGGCACUGGGACUGGCAGAGGCACCCCAAAAUGUACGAGAGCGCCAUCGACGAGUGGCUGGGAGCGUAGCCCAGCCCCAAACCCCGUCUCUGCCGCGCUCCUGCUUAGCAGUGCUCCUCGUCUGCAGCUUCAAAAUCACCGUUUGAGCUUUUAAUGUCAUCUCUUUAUUUCGUCAUUCUAAUGGAACGAUUUCAGUGUCUACUUCCCGAGCUUUUGUACCACGAUGGUAAAUUAGCCCGAAGGGAAGCAUUCAAAUCUGGAUGAACUGUAGACCCACACCAAGGGUCUGCAGUCCUGGUCCCAGAGAGCCGCCCACCAACUUCACUCAAUUACUGGGGUCUGAAUUGUGUGAAUCCCCCCCCCCUUUCUUUCCUCCACCAUCUCUAUGGUUACUGAGCAGACUAACAACAAAGUUACUGUCAGACACACUGCCAUCUAGUGUCUAAUCAAAGGAAACACGGUCUGUAAUUUGAGGAAGAUCUAUGAACUAUCAAGGAACUAUGCACACUGCAGUAUUAUGAAAUAAAACAAUCAGGCCUGUACACCAAAUCCUCUAAAGUGCAUCCUAUACAAUGUAUGAUGAGAUGGUAGGGUUACAAUUAUGUGCAAACCAGAACAUGACAUUAAUUUAUGGAUUGGUCCAGCCUACUUUGUGUUAAUUCAAACUGAGCAUCAUUGUCAAAUGUCAAAUGUCAAAGCAGGUCAAUUGCAGUGUGCUUAGCUGGAGUUUAACCUCUAAACCACAGAUUUGCAUCUCAAAUGGAACAGCGAAGUCCACUUAGUGCAGGAUUUUUCUGCUCCAGUUGGUAUGUAAAUAUGUGGUUGGUAUGCAAAUAUGUGCAUGGUAUGCAAAUAAGUAGUUUGUAUGCAAAUAAGUGGGUGGCCUGUAGCUUAGUGGUUAAGGUAAAUGACUGGGACCCGCAAGGUUGGUGGUUCUAAUCCCAGUGUUAGCCACAAUAAGAUCUGCACAGCCGUUGGGCCCUUGAUGUAAUGGUUUAAACUCCAGUGAGGCACACUGCAAUUGACCCAGCAUGCCUAAGCAUUGUUGCUGAACAAUGUGCAUCCUUAUGUGUACCUAAUAAAGUGUCUGCUGUCUAACAUAUAAUAAAUGAAUGCCAAUAUAA
Molecule: messenger RNA, 3107 nt
Organism: Conger conger (European conger)
Lineage: Eukaryota; Metazoa; Chordata; Actinopteri; Anguilliformes; Congridae
Gene: arsk
Product: arylsulfatase family, member K
Exons: 8
Coding region: 481-2052 (523 amino acids)
Source: RefSeq, a predicted model, not a curated record